Molecule: messenger RNA, 2380 nt
Organism: Neurospora tetraspora
Lineage: Eukaryota; Fungi; Ascomycota; Sordariomycetes; Sordariales; Sordariaceae
Product: Alpha/Beta hydrolase protein
Exons: 1
Coding region: 500-2047 (515 amino acids)
Biological process (GO): lipid metabolic process
Source: RefSeq, a predicted model, not a curated record
AGACAACGUCACCACUUCCGCUUUGUGUUCCUCUUUCGUUCCGCUUGCUCUGCCCAACAUCCAUCAUCACCUCCAUUUUUCAUUUUCGAAGCUCGUACUGUAACGUAUUUUCGAACCUCGCACAAUCUCAUCAUCAGUCUGCUUCCUUUUUCGAACCCUAGCGAUUGAACUCACAGAUCCUAGAAGACUAUUUCAAGGGUAAUAACAGCUGAACUCCCGCCCUAUCAAUCAUUUACGUACGUCCCGGUCAUCCUUCUUGGUUCGCUCAUCAGUCACUGGUCAAGGGUUGGUCACGCGGUACGUUCUCGCCGCCCGGGAAGAUCAUGUUUGACCGACAUCUUGUGCAAGAGAAGUUCUUCUGAGGAAAAGCUGGCCUCCUGACUUUGCGCCUUUUGAUAUUUUUUCUAUGCCAUCUUUGCAAUAAUAGCGAGUGUUGGUUGGAAAGGGCUCGACAGCUUCAUAUCCGCCCAGAGCCUGCAACUGCUCACCAUAUGCAAACAUGCAUCUGAUACACCAGCUCGGUUUCUUCCUUCUUCCGUUCACGUCUCACUUCGUUGAGAGUGUCUUCGCAAACCCAUUAGCCGUCCCAGGAGACCCGAGCCACCCUCAAGGACAACACCCCCUAGCUUCACUUCAUGAUUACGCCGCGGAUACCGAUGGAGGAGCUCACACCGGCACACCACCAGCCCAGAAAGGCGGCGUCUCGCUCCAGUUCUUCGCCUCGCUUGAGCGCAUGGCUCGCCUGGUAGACAUCACCUACUGCGUCGGCACAACCGGCGUUUCGAAGCCCUUCUCGUGCGUCUCCCGCUGCAAAGAUUUUCCCUCGCUGCGGCUGGAGCGGACCUGGAACACAGGCCUGCUGCUCAGCGACAGCUGCGGGUACAUCGCGGUCGACCACGGCGAGAGGAAGAGGGACGGGCGGAACGGGGGCGGGACUGUGGUUGUCAGCGAGCCGGCUAUCAUUGUGGCGUUCCGAGGGACGUAUAGUAUCACUAACACGAUAGUUGAUUUGAGCACGGUGCCGCAGGAGUAUGUGCCUUAUCCUUCACCGGAUGAUGAUGAUGAUGAGGAUGAUGAGGAGGAUAGGAAUGUUGGAAAGGGAAGCAGUAGCAAUAAGAACAACGACGACGGCAAAAACAAAUGCACCAACUGCACCGUCCACAUGGGCUUCCUCGCCUCCUGGCGCAGCGCGCGCGACUACGUCCUACCGGCCCUCAAAGCCGCCCGCGCCAACCACCCCGAUUACCCUGUCCACCUGGUCGGGCACAGCCUCGGCGGCGCCGUCGCCGCUCUCGCCGCGUUAGAAAUCCGGCUCUCGCUAGGCUGGCAAGACGUCCAGGUGACAACCUUUGGCGAACCACGUAUUGGGAACCAAGCCCUGGUGGACUACCUGGACAAGGCCUUUGGUCUUGACAAUGAAGACAAAGAAGUCAAGGACAAGGACAGAGAAUCCCUCCCCUACCGCCGCGUAACCCACAUCAACGACCCCGUCCCCCUCCUCCCCCUGACGGAAUGGGGAUACCGCUCGCACGCAGGCGAGGUGUACAUUUCCAAACCGGACUUGCCGCCUGCUCCUGAGGACUUGCGGUUGUGUCAAGGGGAUAACGAUCCGGAGUGCAUGGCUGGGGCUGAGAAGUCGGAUGGAAGGGGGUGGUUCGAUGGUAGUAGUCUGCUGGAGGUGACUGACUUGCUGGCGCUGGCAGCAGCGAAGGGGAUUGAUCUUGAUGUCUAUUAUCGAGAUCCUGUUGCUGUUGCUGUUGUUGAUGGUGAUGCUGCGGAGGGUGGUGAUGGUGACGACGGUAGCGAUGCUGAUGAUGUGCAUGGUGAUGUGGAUGGUGAGCCGACCGCAACAGCACCCACGACCAGGACAAAGAGGAUGUUUCCCACCAGACUCAAGCUCUGGCAGCUCUUCUUUGCACACCGGGAUUACUUCUGGAGGCUGGGUUUGUGCGUGCCUGGUGGUGACCCGGCAGAUUGGGGGAGAGACAAGUAUAACUUGACGCAGCCGCAGGGAUCUUUGGUUGUGCUUGGUGAUGGCGAGUUGUGAAAAUUGUAGGGGUUACAUAUCAUCACGACACUUUGGCUCUUGAUUCAGUGGGUUUGUUUAUUCAUCACAGAGGGGCGGCGUCUUAAACCAUGGAUGGCACACUUUGUUUCCAGGGCAACGGAAAGAUAUGGGUGUUUGGGCGUCAGGGUUUUGGGAAACUGACUGGGAAACGAUUGUGCUAGGACCCUUCAGGGCAUUUAGGUUUUAUUGCGAAGGCAUUAAUGGGUUGAUGGCAUAUGGUAGGCGUUCGGUAGCAGAAAUGGUUAUGAUGUUGAACGGGAUGUCUCAACGUAACCGGGUAGAUAAUGAUAUGAAUUUCCAGUUGAAUGUUGG